CGAUAAGCAAAUGAAAGGAAGGGAAAAAGGAAGAAACAUACAAAAUCCGUGGCACAGCUACCCCUAAUAUAACAACAAACACUCCACCACCGCCCUCUUUCCGUCCACUUGACCACUUCAUAUUUAUCACCACCCUUAUUUUCUUGGACACACAUAUCUCUCUAUAUUUCAUGUUCAUCCAUUUGGCUUUUUGCUGCUGCCUUUGCCCUGGGAUUAAUACUAUACGGUUGUAUUCUGUCCAGAUUGUUGAUACCAAGAGUGUUCCACAAAAUUCGUACUGAACAUUGUAAUUAUGGAUUCACCGGACUUUGAUUCUCCCUGGUCAUCCCUAACCUUUGAAUCGUUAAUCAAAUCGCUUGAUGUUGAGUGUGAAGAAAGGAAUACAGGAAUGGGUAUAACUUUUAGAGAAAAAGUUACAGCGCCUUUAUGCCAGAGUUGUUCUAUACCGAGGCCACCUCCAUUGCCUGGUAAAAUGCAGAACAAAAACAAUUAUCUUAUCAAACUUCCAGGAAGAUGUCUGAAUUUCGUACCAAAGGAAACGAAGCAAACAUGGGACGACCUCUUUAAACAAGGAUAUGCAGCAGAUGUAUGUGUUGUUGCCGAAAAUGAGGCUAUCAUUCCAGCUCAUUUCAUUGUCUUGAAUGGUGCAUCACAGGUGCUGGGGAAUUUCUUAAUUAAAUCAAAAUUCAUAAAUGGUAUUAAAUACAUAAAAAUUCCUGGAGUACCUUAUGGCGCUGUUUAUGCAUUCAUACGCUUUCUCUACUCGUCCUGCUAUGAAGUGAAUGAGAUGAAGGAAUAUACACUACAUUUAUUUGUUUUAUCGCAUUGCUAUGCAGUGCCAUCACUCAAAAGAGUUUGUGAGCAGGUACUAGAGCAGGAUUAUCUCAUACCAGAGAAAGUGAUAGAUGUGCUUCAGCUAGCUCGAAAAUGUGACUCAUCACGGCUUUCUUUCAUCUGCACUCGUAUGGUUGUAAGAGACUUUAAGACCAUAUCGACCACUGAAGGAUGGAAGGCUAUGACACUUGCUAAUUCUGCACUUGAACAAGAGCUUUUAGGACUGGUUGUUGAAGCUGAUUCCAGUAAGCAAGAGAGAUUGAAGAAAGUUGAAGAGAAGAAGGUAUACUUGCAACUCGUCGAAGCAAUGGAAGCUGUAUUGCACAUUUUUCAGGAUGGGUGUAAGACAAUCGGACCCCGUGACAAAGUUCUUAAAGGAUAUGAGGUUGCUUGUAAUUUUCCAGCUUGCAAGGGGAUUGAGACUCUAGUCCGUCAUUUUUUAAGAUGCAAAACACGAGUCCCUGGUGGUUGUGCUCAGUGCAAACGCACAGGGCAGCUCCUUGAACUUCAUUCCCGCAUGUGCAGUGAUCCUGAUAAUUGCAAGGUUCCUCUUUGUAGGAACAUCAAGGAGAAAAUGUCGAGGCAGAGCAAAAAAGAUGAAACAAAGUGGAAAUUGUUGGUAAGCAAAGUGGUAGCAGCAAAGAACGCGUUAGGGCCCUUCUCCCCUCGGCAAUCCAUAUUCAUAUGACGCUGCAGUGCAUUGGAUUACUAGCUGUAUUUACAAGGAAUGCAAGUUGUGAAGGCUCCAGAGACGGAAGAUGGAUGCUUUCUAAUAUGAUAUCAAUUUCGUCUUACUGAGUGGAUAAUGAGUUCGAGUAAUAUCAUGGUAACCUAAAUCUUGCUGUAUUUUUUAGCAAUGGUUUAGAUUGGAAUAUCUAGAAUCCUGCAUGGUAUUCAGUAUUCUCACAGUAAAGUAAUAUGUUGGCAUCUUCAGUUGCAUCGUUUAGUUAUUCCUUGUUUUGUGAAACAUGUCCAGAGGACUAUAAUUUAGUAGAAUAGAAUAGUUUUGAGUAUGCGUGAAUCAGUUCUUUAUUGUUUAGCAGACCAAAACGAUAGCAAAUUGAUUUUUAGUUCUAUGGUCUACUUAUAAUUCCUGGCGGCUUGUCUCGAUCUUUGUUAGACCAAAAACGAUAGUAACGAUUGGAUUCUGAGUUAGUGGUCUAAAUUCCUUA
This is a messenger RNA of Daucus carota subsp. sativus, 2006 nucleotides long. Its product is annotated as BTB/POZ and TAZ domain-containing protein 3. The transcript has 7 exons. Bases 293 to 1522 code for a protein of 409 amino acids. The record is from RefSeq and is a predicted model, not a curated record. NCBI's taxonomy places the organism in Eukaryota, Viridiplantae, Streptophyta, Magnoliopsida, Apiales, Apiaceae. Gene Ontology annotation, molecular function: protein binding.